Frankliniella occidentalis (western flower thrips) is the source of this 610-nucleotide messenger RNA. It is a transcript of the gene Dph4, whose product is annotated as DPH4 homolog. The record is from RefSeq and is a predicted model, not a curated record. The transcript is spliced from 2 exons. Gene Ontology annotation, molecular function: ATPase activator activity; ferrous iron binding. Gene Ontology annotation, biological process: positive regulation of ATP-dependent activity. Bases 170 to 580 code for a protein of 136 amino acids. Lineage: Eukaryota; Metazoa; Arthropoda; Insecta; Thysanoptera; Thripidae.
CUUUAUUGAGGUUAAGAAGUGCUGGAUUCAUAAACAAACAAACAAGUAGAAAGCAAUUUCAUUGGUUUAGCACUAUUUAAUAUGGGCAUCUUUUGCUCUUUAGACUAGUUACUAAACUAUCUGUAGAAAUCACCGCAUAAUUGUUUCUUCAGGUCUUUGUACAUCAGAAAUGGCAAAUCACUAUACAUUAUUAGGGUGUGAAGAGAAUGCUACCUUUGAAGAAAUCAAGAGACACUACCAAGAACUUAUCCUGAAGUCACACCCUGACAAGGCUCCAGCAAAUCAUCAUUCUCCUAAUGAAUUAUUUAUUAAAAUUAAUGAAGCCUGGCAGACAUUGAGGGACCCAGUUAAAAGAAAAGCGUAUGAUGCUCAGCUGCUAGCAGAGCAAUGUGAGAGUGAACAUGUUCUGUAUGCUACUUUAAGGUGGAAUGAAAUGGAUUUUGAGGAAGGUAGUUAUCGCUACCCAUGUCGUUGUGGCAGUGUAUACAGCAUUUUAAAGGAUGAUCAAACCAAUGGCAAUAUUGAUCUUUACUGUCCGUGUUCAGAAUGUUCUCUAAGUAUUUUAAUUAAACCUAAUUGACUAAAUGUAAUAAAACUCUUGUGUACAGCA